Molecule: messenger RNA, 251 nt
Organism: Auanema sp. JU1783
Lineage: Eukaryota; Metazoa; Nematoda; Chromadorea; Rhabditida; Rhabditidae
Source: the annotation of a GenBank genome assembly
CUACUCAGGCUUAUACUUCUACUGAAGAUGAAACUGUUGCCACAGUAAUUGAGGAUGGAACCCAGGAAGAUAAAGCAGAAAACAUGGAGAGCAGAGCCAUGCCUACUCAGGCUUAUACUUCUACUGAAGAUGAAACAGUUGGCACAGUAAUUGAGGAUAGAACCCAGGAAGAUAAAGCAGAAAACAAGGAGAGCACAGCCAUGCCUACUCAGGCUUAUACUUCUACUGAGGAUGAAACUGUUGCCACAGUA